Molecule: messenger RNA, 2961 nt
Organism: Elephantulus edwardii (Cape elephant shrew)
Lineage: Eukaryota; Metazoa; Chordata; Mammalia; Macroscelidea; Macroscelididae
Gene: ARHGAP24
Product: Rho GTPase activating protein 24
Exons: 9
Coding region: 17-2266 (749 amino acids)
Biological process (GO): negative regulation of ruffle assembly; negative regulation of Rac protein signal transduction; signal transduction
Cellular component (GO): focal adhesion
Molecular function (GO): GTPase activator activity
Source: RefSeq, a predicted model, not a curated record
GCCCAUCAGCUUGAUAAUGGAGGAGAACAAUGACUCUGGCGAGAACCCUCAACCAGGCCAAGGGCGGCAGAGUGGCAUGAAGUGUGGGUGGCUGAGGAAGCAAGGAGGUUUUGUCAAGACUUGGCAUACCCGCUGGUUCGUUCUCAAGGGAGAUCAGCUGCAUUAUUUCAAAGAUGAAGAUGAAACCAAGCCCUUGGGUACUAUUUUUCUGCCUGGAAACAAAGUCCUUGAGCAUCCCUGCAAUGAAGAGAGUCCAGGAAAAUUCCUUUUUGAAGUCAUCCCAGGAGGAGAUCGUGUGCGGAUGACUGCAAAUCAUGAAAGCUACCUCCUCAUGGCGAGUACCCAGAAUGACAUGGAAGACUGGGUGAAGUCUAUCCGCCGGGUGAUAUGGGGACCCUUUGGAGGAGGUAUUUUUGGACAGAAAUUGGAAGACACUGUCCGCUAUGAGAAACGUUAUGGGAAUCGGCUGGCUCCAAUGUUGGUGGAGCAGUGUGUGGACUUUAUCCGGCAACGGGGGCUGAAGGAAGAAGGGCUCUUUCGACUGCCAGGUCAGGCUAAUCUCGUUAAAGAGCUCCAGGAUGCCUUUGACUGUGGAGAAAAGCCAUCAUUUGACAGCAACACAGACGUGCACACGGUGGCGUCACUUCUUAAACUGUAUCUCCGGGAACUUCCAGAACCAGUUAUUCCUUAUGCAAAGUAUGAAGAUUUUUUGUCUUGUGCUAAACUGCUCAGCAAGGAUGAAGAAGCAGGUGUUAAGGAAUUAGCAAAGCAAGUGAAGAGUUUGCCAGUGGUCAACUACAACCUCCUCAAGUAUAUUUGCAGAUUCUUGGAUGAAGUACAGUCCUAUUCGGGAGUUAACAAAAUGAGUGUGCAGAACUUGGCAACUGUCUUUGGCCCUAAUAUCCUACGCCCUAAAGUGGAAGAUCCUUUGACCAUCAUGGAAGGCACUGUGGUGGUACAGCAGUUGAUGUCAAUGAUGAUUAGCAAACACGAUUGCCUCUUCCCGAAAGAUGUGGAACUCCAAAGCAAGCCUCAAGAUGGAGUGGGCAACAACAACAAUGAAAUACAGAAGAAAGCAACCAUGGGUCAGUUACAGAAUAAGGAAAAUAAUAAUACCAAAGACAGCCCUGGCAGGCAAUGUUCUUGGGACAAGUCAGAAUCCCCGCAGAGGUGUGGUGUGGACAAUGGAUCUCCCACGGCUUUAUCAGGCAGCAAAACCAACAGCCCACGGAAUAGUGUUCACAAGCUGGAUGUCUCUAGGAGUCCUCCUCUCAUGGUCAAAAAGAACCCAGCUUUCAAUAAGGGCAGUGGAAUAGUCACAAAUGGGUCCUUCAGCAGUAGUAAUGCAGAAUGUCUGGAGAAAACCCAAACCACCCCCAAUGGGAGCUUGCAAGCCAGAAGGAACUCUUCAUUGAAGGGAUCUGGUACCAAGAUGGGCACCCACAGUGUGCAAAAUGGAACAGUACGCAUGGGCAUUUUGAACACGGAUACUCUUGGGAACCCCAUGAAUGGUCGCGGCAUGAGCUGGUUGCCCAAUGGGUAUGUGACUCUAAGGGACAAUAAGCAGAAAGAUCAAGCAGGAGAGUCCAGCCAGCACAACAGGCUCUCUACUUAUGAUAACGUCCAUCAGCAGUUCUCCAUGAUGAACGUUGAUGACAAGCAGAGUGUCGACAGUGCCACGUGGUCUACUUCUUCUUGCGAAAUCUCCCUCCCUGAGAACUCCAAUUCCUGUCGUUCCUCCACAACUACUUGCCCAGAACAAGACUUUUAUGGUGGAAACUUUGAGGACCCUGUUUUAGAUGGUCCACCACAGGACGAUCUUUCCCACCCUGGAGACUAUGAAAACAAAAGUGACCGAAGGAGUGUGGGAGGUAGAAGUAGUCGUGCCACCAGCAGCAGUGACAACAGUGAGACAUUUGUUGGUAACAACACUAGCAACCACAGUGCCCUGCACAGCUUAGUUUCAAGCCUGAAACAAGAAAUGACCAAACAGAAGAUAGAAUAUGAGUCCAGGAUAAAGAGCUUAGAACAGCGAAACUUGACUUUGGAAACGGAAAUGAUGAGCCUUCAUGAUGAACUGGAUCAAGAAAGGAAAAAGUUCACAAUGAUAGAAAUCAAAAUGCGAAAUGCUGAGCGAGCGAAAGAAGAUGCAGAGAAAAGAAAUGACAUGCUACAGAAAGAAAUGGAGCAGUUCUUUUCCACUUUUGGGGAGUUGACAGUGGAACCCAGGAGAAAUGAGAGAGGAAACACAAUAUGGAUCCAGUGAAUCUAGCCUCUUCUGCUCUCUCCAAUGGCUCUGGGAAAGACUCGGGAAAUUCUAGUGGGAUAGUAUAUGGGAACAGGUGACUGGUCACCUGACUGUACAGUGAUCUAACUGGUGAAAGAAUAUUAUUUACAAACAUUAACCAUCCUUAUUUGCAAUGUGUACCAAAGUUAUAUCAUGCCUCAUAUUGCUACUGUCAAGUGUUACAACUGGAUAUGUGUAUAUAGAGUAGUUUUUAAAAAGUAAACUAAAAAUGAAAAGCAUAUCUCAAGAAAUAUUUUAUUGCAAGUCUUGUAUUUAAACUGUUGAAUCAAUAAGUUGUUGCAAUUUAGCUUGCUUUCAAGCUUCACCCCUUGCACUUAACAUAAGCUAUUUUUGGCAUUGUGUUACCAUCCACUUAUUUUAUAGAUCAAUAUUUUUAUUUCCCCUUUUGCUGAGGAAAUGAAGAUAAGCAGAAAUAUAACUAUAUAUGAAUAUAUAUAUAUAUAAUAUGAGUUAUUAAAAUCAAAAGAAUACUUUGUGGCUGUGAUGUUUGUGCUAGUAGACCUUACCCAUGACCAAAAAGAGAAAUGUAAAUAUCUUUAUAAAAGAUAGUAAAGUCAGAUCUUUGAGCUGCUUUUUCAAUCUUUCCCUCGGUUUUCCUUUGUGGGAUGGUUUAAUACAGGAAAUUGGAAACUGUGUAAAUGCUCUCCCCUUCU